Molecule: messenger RNA, 1663 nt
Organism: Carya illinoinensis
Lineage: Eukaryota; Viridiplantae; Streptophyta; Magnoliopsida; Fagales; Juglandaceae
Product: probable 3-ketoacyl-CoA synthase 21
Exons: 1
Coding region: 205-1560 (451 amino acids)
Biological process (GO): fatty acid biosynthetic process
Cellular component (GO): membrane
Molecular function (GO): acyltransferase activity, transferring groups other than amino-acyl groups
Source: RefSeq, a predicted model, not a curated record
GCCCUCAUGUCCAAAUUACCUUUACCUGUAGGUCUCUCUUUCUCCUCCUUUAUCAUGCACCAUCUGUAUGUAGUAGUAUGCAUUCCUUCUAGCUCCCUAACUCUAGAGCCCAAACGCAUUGACAUAAGCGACUGGAUGUCAUGUCUGUCAAACAGGGCAUAAUUCGAUUCUAGUGCAAACCAAAAACAAGCCUAAACUUCCUCCAUGGCAAUGACCCUACAUGUACCCAGCCUCCCUGAGCUCACUAUCUUCUGCACCCACCCUUUUACGAUGGUGCUAGUUGCAGGAAUUCUUGUCCUAUACAUAUUAUAUAACAGAAAAGUCGCUGUUUAUUUACUGGACUUUGCUUGCUAUCGACCACCCAGCUCUUAUCGGUUACCAAUGUCCAUGUUUGUAGAGCAUUUCGUUCUUGAUAACAUGGAUCCUGAAAGUAUUGCUUUCCAGACCAAGAUCCUAGAGAAAUCUGGAUUCAGCGAGGAAACUUGCAUUCCUCCCUCUCUCAGUCAACUACCACUUAGAAAAUCACUCUCUUCUGCAACGGAGGAGGCUGAGACAGUAAUGUUUUCGGCAGUUGCGGACUUGUUUAAGAAAACCAACACCAACCCUAAGGCCAUUGAUAUUCUGGUUUCAAACUGUAGCCUAUUUUGUGCUACGCCAUCUUUCGCUGCUAUGAUAGUUAACAAGUUCAGGAUGAGAAGCAACAUUAUGAGUUUCCACCUCUCUGGCAUGGGGUGCAGCGCUGGAAUCAUAUCAGUGAGCCUUGCAAAAGACCUGUUGAGGGUUCACCGGAACUCCUUGGCUCUAAUUGUCAGCACUGAGACCCUAAACCAAGACUGGUAUACUGGCAAAUACACAUCCAUGUUGCUUUCUAACUGUCUCUUUCGAAUGGGGGGUGCAGCGGUAUUGCUGUCAAGCAGGGAACAGGACAAGAGCAGGGCAAAGUAUGAGUUAAAACACCUUGUUCGAACAAAUAAAGCACAAGAUGACAUAUCUCAUGCCUGCGUCUUUAAAGACGUGGACAUGGAAAACAAGGUUGGGGUAACGAUAUCAAAGGGGAUCCUAAAUGUGGCUGGAGAUGCACUCAAGGAAAAUAUUGCUGCCCUGGGACCUCUGGUCUUGCCAUUUUCAGAGCAAUUGAAGUUUGGGUUCUCCAUAUUUUGCCAGAAGAUCAUGUGGAAUACAAAGCAAAGGAGUAUUUACGUACCUGACUUUAAGAAAGCUUUUGAUCAUUUCUGCAUCCAUGCAGGGGGGCGAGCUGUGAUUCAAGGAAUUGAAAAAAGCCUACGGUUAAGGAAACAGGAUGUUGAGCCCUCAAAGAUGACUCUCUAUAAAUAUGGGAAUACUUCGUCUUCUUCCAUUUGGUAUGAGCUCAGUUACAUAGAAGCGAAGGGGAGGAUGAAAAGGGGCGAUGGGGUCUGGCAAAUUGCCUUUGGGAGUGGAUUCAAGUGUAACAGUGCAGUGUGGCAGUGCGUUACAGACUCAGAGUUUGAGAUAGCCGAUGCAUGGAACGAUAUCAACAGAUAUCCAGUAGAAGUACCUGAUGUUGUAAAAAUCAAUUGAAUGUAGUUGCCAGGAUAUUAUCAUCCCUGCCUCUUCAAUGUAAGUUUGAACUGUUUCCAUUUCUCGUGCUACACAGGAAAGUGAAUUAUUACAUUUUUAUGUA